Ilex paraguariensis (yerba mate) is the source of this 1104-nucleotide messenger RNA. The record is from the annotation of a GenBank genome assembly. Lineage: Eukaryota; Viridiplantae; Streptophyta; Magnoliopsida; Aquifoliales; Aquifoliaceae.
CUCAAAAUGGAGAGAAAGACAUUAUACCCAACAUCACAUCUAUACAAUCUUGCAAUACUUGCUAUGCUCUCUUUGGGCUCUUUUCCUUCUUCUUCCAGCCUCUCCUUUGACUUUUAUGCUGCUUCAUGCCCAUCUGCUGAAAUGAUGGUGAAAAAUACAGUUAGAGCAGCUUCAUCCUUGGACCCAACCCUCCCUGGAAAGCUUCUUCGCUUGCUUUUUCAUGACUGCUUUAUAGAGGGCUGUGAUGCUUCAGUGUUGUUGCAAGGAAAUGGAACAGAGAGAAGUGACCCAGCAAACAAAUCUCUUGGAGGAUUUUCAGUGAUAGAUUCUGCAAAAAGACUACUUGAAAUCUUUUGCCCAGCAACUGUUUCUUGUGCUGAUAUCGUUGCUUUGGCUGCUAGAGAUGCAGUUGAAUUUGCGGGUGGACCAGCGGUUCGGGUUCCGACCGGAAGGAGAGAUGGAAAGGUUUCCGUAGCUGCAAAUGUAAGGCCAAACAUAGUGGACACAAGUUUUACAUUGGAAGAAAUGGUUAAGAUCUUCGCCGCCAAGGGGCUGUCUUUGGAUGACCUUGUUACCCUCUCAGGAGCUCACACCAUAGGAUCAGCCCAUUGCAGUUCAUUUAGCGACCGGUUCCAACUCAACUCUAAAGGAAAGCUCACUCGCGUGGAUGCAUCCCUGGGCAAAGAUUAUGCGGCCAAACUGGCUAAACAGUGUCCUGCAGGAGCAAGCUUGUCUGUAACUGUUAACAACGAUCCCGAAACACCUGCCCUUUUUGAUAACCAAUAUUACAAGGAUCUCCUACUCCACAAGGGCCUCUUCCAAUCUGAUUCCGUUCUAGUUAGUGAUCAAAGAACAACGAACAAAGUUGUGGAAUUAGCAAAUGACCAGCAAAGUUUUUUUGAGAGUUGGGGCGAGUCGUUCAUGAAGCUUGUGAGCAUUGGAGUGAAAACGGGUGAUGAAGGAGAGGUUCGACAAUCUUGUUCUGUGACUAAUGGAUGAAGCAUUGGGGAGUAGUGGAAAAUCAUUCGAAUAGUUUGAGAAAUAAGCAAGGAGAGUGCUUCAAAAGUACUAAUCAAAUAAGGCCUUAGAAGAAUUCUGUUGGCA